This is a messenger RNA of Paramisgurnus dabryanus, 3788 nucleotides long. RefSeq names its product sorting nexin 17 (gene snx17). Gene Ontology annotation, cellular component: early endosome. Gene Ontology annotation, biological process: signal transduction; intracellular protein transport; endocytic recycling. NCBI's taxonomy places the organism in Eukaryota, Metazoa, Chordata, Actinopteri, Cypriniformes, Cobitidae. The record is from RefSeq and is a predicted model, not a curated record. Gene Ontology annotation, molecular function: phosphatidylinositol binding.
ACUGCUGAAUGGUAUGAUCCAGCGGACUGUUGCAAUGCUUCGGAAGAGAGCAUAUACAUAUUGAAUACAUUAUAGCAGAGACACAUCUUUUACAGCGCUGGACGUUUCGGCUUCAUUAUAACGCAUGAAGUACGAACGCAUCGGUAUUUCGAAAUGCAUGCUGGGACAAACAGAUGGCUUAUUUGUUUCAUCUCCGUACUCGUCCGUAUGUACCAAUAUAGGUAAAAACGGGGCUUUGGACAAACGCGGAGCACCUAUACGUGGAGUCAUCUGAAAGUUAAUUGGAUUGCGGGCCUUGCGACGAUACUUGCGUGUUUUGCGGACUUCAUUCCCACGCAUAGUGCGCGAGGCAGUAGAGUCCAGAGAUCUGAGGGCUGAUAAAUUACUGACAAUGAACGUGGAUUUACCUCCAGGCGCAACAUGGCUGAUGCUUAGAUGUUUAUUGGAAAAGUUUAGCCACGACCAUUAGGAAAGUUUGCGAAAAGGGACAUAAUUCAACUCCGAUUCGGAUCAGGCUGGAUAAGACUAUAGGAAAUCAAAGCGAGCGUAGCUCUCCGUCGGUCAGUUUGGUCCCUGCGUAACAGCAAACCAACACCGAGGACUUUACCUAAAUAUUCUCGCUUAACUUGUGAUCAUACAUUAGAAAUGCAUUUCUCCAUCCCCGAGACGGAGGUCCGGUCCGAUGAAAACGGAUCGUCAUAUGUGGCUUACAAUAUCCAUGUCAAUGGUGUCUUGCACUGUCGCGUACGUUACAGACAACUUCUUGGCCUCCAUGAACAGAUGAAAAAAGAAUAUGGAAAUAACGUUGUGCCGGCGUUUCCGCCAAAGAAGAUCUUCACCCUCACACCAGCAGAAGUCGAUCAGAGAAGAGAACUGCUAGAAAAAUAUAUGCAAGCUGUUCGGCAGGAUCCUAUUCUGGGAUCCAGUGAGAUAUUUAACAGCUUUUUGAGAAAAGCCCAACAGGAGACCCAGAAGAUCCCCACUGAGGAUGUGCAGCUGGAAAUCUACCUGUCCAACGGCCAGAAGGUCAACAUUAACAUCCUCACGUCUGACCAGACCGAAGACGUUCUGGAGGCCGUGGCUUCAAAGCUCGACCUCCCCGAUGAGCUGGUGGGAUACUUCAGCCUCUUUCUGGUUCAGGAGAGGGAAGAUGGGGGCUGCACAUACGUGAGAAAACUGCAAGAGUUUGAGCUGCCCUACGUGUCUGUCACCAGCUUGCACAGUCCUGAAUACCACAUCGUCCUCCGCAAAAGCUAUUGGGACACAGCAUAUGACAGCGAUGUCAUGGACAACCGUGUGGGGCUGAACUUGUUAUAUGCUCAGACGGUGUCUGACAUUGAGCGGGGCUGGAUCUUGGUGAAUAAAGAUCAGCACAGACAGCUCAAAUCCCUGCAGGAGAAGGGCUCAAAGAAGGAGUUUAUCAGAUUGGCUCAGACGUUGAAAUAUUACGGCUACAUCAAGUUUGAUCCUUGCAUCACAGAUUUUCCAGAGAAAGGCUGUCACGUCAUAGUCGGCGCCGGCAACAACGAACUCAACUUUCAUGUCAAGCUGCCCAGUGAGCAGAUGAAAGAGGGCAGCUUCAAAGUCACACGCAUGAGAUGCUGGCGGGUCACGUCAUCUCAGGUGCCUGUGGCGAACGGUACCACCAACCCGAGCAGUUCCACUAAAUGCGAUGUGAAACUAGAACUGGCCUUCGAAUACUUGAUGAGCAAAGACCGUCUGCAGUGGGUCACAAUCACCAGUCAACAGGCUAUCAUGAUGAGCAUCUGUCUUCAAUCUAUGGUAGAUGAGCUUAUGGUGAAGAAAUCUGGCGGGAGCAUUAAAAAGCAGAUGCAGAAGAAGCGACUGAACGGCACUGUCCAUCGAUCUGAUAGUCAGCAGGCUGUAAAAUCUCCUCCAUUACUGGAUUCUCCUGAUCCCCCACGUGAACAAGUCGUCAAACUUUCUACCAAGCUGUCAUCUGUUUCCCUGAGAGGACUCAGUUCUUCCAACUCAGCGAGUGAUAUCAGCGGCAAUGAUUUCCAUGGAAACUACGCCUUUGAAGGAAUCGGGGACGAUGACCUGUGAUAGAGCCACCAUUAUAGACUGAAGGAAGGAGCGAUACAAUUAGUUUCGUAGUUUAGCAGACGCCCUGUUCUCGUAAUUUUUUCAUCUAUGAAAAAACAUAUUUUUCAAACAUAACAGCUCUGUUAAUAGCCAUGCAUAAACUCUUUUCGCUGCCAAACUUUAGUCUUGAAUUCAAAACUCUUUAAGUGUUUCUAUAAGACAUAAUUGGGGUCAACAUUUAAAUUAAUACAGGAUUACAAAGUUGCCUCAGACCAAGUUAUUGCAUUAAAAAGAGAUGUAGGCUGUGAUGAAGGUUUUUUUUCUGCAAACAGGCUGCAUUAAAUCGUACUUCCUUACUAGAGACACAAAACUGUGCUUUUCCUCUUGUAUCUCAUCAUCAUGCAGGCGUGAAUUCGAUUUCAACCACCUUAUUUCCUUUUGCUUGUGACUGCAACUGUCUAUUUGAGUCCUAUCCAUACCAGUUAAUUGUGUUUAUACUCCCUUUUAAAAUGUAUGGAGAAUAUUAUUUAAUAAAGACGCGGUUUGCUUUAUAAUGUGCGAUGUGCCAACGUUUGCCGAUUAACCAACCUAAUGCGUGAAAGAGUCAUUAUGUGAUUCUCGUUUGCUCUGAAGAUGUAACACAACCGCUAACUUGACGUGAUGCCUGUUGCAUAUUCAUUAUGGCGCCUGUGCUGUAAGUAUAUAAAAAUCACUCUUCUGAUAGUGGCCUGCUUUUUUCUGCCUUACACUGAUUCCACCGCCUUACAGAUCAAAACCUUCUCAAAUGAAAGUCAAUGUAGCACCAGGGACAAGGGGCCUGAAAGAUGUGUCCUGAAUCUUGCCCGUUUGUUCGGUUCGGUAGGCCCGCCUCACCAGCCGAACCCGUGUAUUUUGCACAGUAUUAGGAAAGGUUGAAUGGCCUGGAUAUUUAUUGAGAUAUUAAGUGCGGAAAACAUCCAGGGGAACGUUUGCGAGAGGUUUGUCAUUUCAUUUUUGUGUUUGUCUGUUGUUCGAACAACAGACAAUCGAAAAGGUUUCUCAUAAAUGCCAAAAUGAUAGCUCACUAAAGCAUUUUGCACAAGAAAUAAAUUCAUGGUAAUGUCACUUUUUAAAUGUACAUGCAAUUAAAAAAAAAAGUAUUUACUAAUCUGUAUUAUCUUUAGUAUAUUACAACCAAGAUCAAAUAUAAUCAACAACUAACAUUUAUUAUGGUUUACAGAAUUGUAGAAAAUUGUUAAGAAGUGUUUACAAAUCUAAAUUUCAUUGAUGGUCUUAUGUAUGCUUUAUUUUGUAAAACAUCAUUCCAGUCAUUUUUCUCAUACAUUUUGUAUUUACUAAAUACAUUGUGGCAAUCAUCUCAGAAGACUGUGAUAAUGUGGUGCCUGGAAAAUAGUUGUAUCACAUUUAUGCUGGGGAUUUGACUGCAUUGCUAGUCAUAUAUUGAAUGAAAUACCCGAAUCCUUCAUUCUGCAGACAUGUACAUUUCCUCCCAUGUGCAGGGUGUGUUUAAUUCAGAGGUCGCUCUACUGCUUUAAGGGGGACUGAUUUAUUUUUGAACUAAUGACUGUAAUUUGUGAUUUUGAGAAUUUAAAGGGUUAUACUGUAUAUUCUCUUAAACUUGUACAUCUCUCAUAAAGCUCAUCAGUAUGAUUUGUUUUAUUUUUGAAUCCUCACAUGUUGAAUGAAAGGAUGAAAAUUAGAGCCUUCUGGGUUUCAAUAAAUGUAGGUGCCAAACAAUGCCA